Closterium sp. NIES-65 is the source of this 1536-nucleotide messenger RNA. NCBI's taxonomy places the organism in Eukaryota, Viridiplantae, Streptophyta, Zygnematophyceae, Desmidiales, Closteriaceae. The record is from the annotation of a GenBank genome assembly.
AUGGCUACCCCUAGUGUCCUAGCGUUUGACGCUGAGGGUCGCGCCAUUGAUUUUGAGGUCUGGUUAGACGACCUGCAGCUGUUCUUACAGUGCGACAGGGCUGACGGCCUUUCUCUCUUUGACCUCACCUCUGGCGCCUCUCCUGCUCCUGCUGCUGAUGCUGAUCCCACUGUCCGCUCUCAGUGGGCCACCCGCGAUGCUGUUGCACGUCUUGCUGUGCGUCGCCACCUCCCUACCUCUGAGCGUGCGCACUUUAGUCAGUACAAGAGUGCUCAGACCUUGUACGACGCUGUAGUUGCGCGCUACUCCUCCCCUGCCACUGCUGCACUGAGCCGUCUCAUGCUUCCCUACCUCUUUCCUGACCUCUCUGCCUUUCCCACUGUCGCUGACCUCAUUACGCACCUCCGCACUAGUGACACUCGCUACCGCGCCGCCCUUCCUGCUGAGUUCUGCGCUAAGAACCCACCCCCCAUGUACAUAGCUCUCUACUACGUAGUCGCGCGCCUCCCUGACUCCCUUCGCGUCGUCAGGGACCACUUUCUCGCAGUCUGUCCCACCACCCUCACCGUCGACCUCCUCGAGAAGGCCCUCCUCGCAGCGGAGAAGAGCAUAGUCGCUGUAGGUGCUUCUCGUGGUGACCCUCGCACCCCCAUCUUUGAGGGGUGCUCUCCUUCCCCCUUGCUGCCCUCUGUUGCCUCUGCUGCUGCUGCCGACCUGCUUGGUCUUGAGUCGGUCGGCGCGGCGUCUGCCCCUAGUGGGAGACGUCGCUCCAGCAAGGGCAAGGGGGGCAAGGGCGCGGGUGGAGCUGGAGGGGGCGGUGGCGGUGGCGGCGGUGGCGGCGGAGGGAGUGGGGGUGGCGGCGGGACUAGUGGCGGGGGUGGUGGUGGUGGUGGCAGCAGCGGCGGAGACGGUGGUGGUGGUGCCAGCGGUGGUGGUGGAGGCAGCGGCGGAGGUGGAGGCGGCGGAGGUGGAGGCGGUGGAGGCGGCAGCGGAGGAGGCGGUGGUGGUGGAGGAGGUGGAGCUGGUCGGGGUGGUACCCAGCAGCGUAGCGGCGGUGGUGGUGGCCAGCGCUCGCAGCGGCAGCAGCAGCAGCGCUCGCGGGACAUCCCUCCGCCUCAGCAGCUUCGUGAGUGGUACGCUGGGCGUCAGAGGGGUGGGGGUACUGGUCCCUGCACCUACGUUCUUCGUUCCGGCGACCGCGCGGGUGAGCAGUGUGGGGGUGCCCACGCCACCCAGCGCUGCUUUGGCCGCCUGACGGACGCUUGGCGUCAGCAGUUCCCUGGGGCUAGUGAGAUCCCUCGCUGGGAUGAGCUUCUUAGGGCUGGUGUAGCGAUCUUUGAUCUUGGUUUUGAUGCUAUCCUUGCUGCUAUGUAUGCUGUGACUUAUAGUGAGGAGAAUGAGGGUUAUCGGUGUUUCCAACCCGACCCGGGCAUUGGUACUGCUGCGCUAGGUGCUUGUGAGGCUGCUGCUAUAGGUGCCAGUGCAUCUGCGCUCUCAGGUACUGGUGAGACUGCGCUCUCAGGUAGACGCCGUUGA